AUGCCUUUAUCGCUCUUGCGACCUUCACACUUCCCACUUGCUGUAAUUGGAGUCGCGGCAUGCUCUCAAACGGAAACGCUUUCUUCUACAUUUUCUCAGUUUAAUGCUUCCUUGCUCGAUAUCUUUCCCUCAGGCGCGAUCUUUCCGCUUGCGAGAACUUGUUUUGUGUUUGAGGAAAGCGACGGGGAUACAACGCUUGACCUCACCGAAUGCCCGCCAGGUUUGGUCGUCCUACCCAGCAUGAUGGGGAAUAAAAAACUUUACAUUGGCACCUUGUUGGCGGAUCUUUGCUCUCAAAUACUGGGAGAAGUGGGAGUGCUGGUUCAAGCAAUGGAAAGUCCUCUAGGAAAUGAAUAUCUUAAUGCCUCGUUAAUGCCAAUACUCCCCCCGCUCUCCGACAUUCCUUCACCAUUGGAUAGGGGAGAUUCUACAAUUCAGCUUACUUCGCACAAUAGUCAGCCCGAAAUGUCGAGAGCAAGUUUCAAUCUGACCGCUCCACCGCCGAUGAAGCGCAAUGUGUCGUCAGGUCCAGCCUUUCGCCAGUCAACCCUUGGAAUCCAGGCACCCAAAAAACGUUUGAGCACGAUUGGAACUAGCUCUUCUCAUGGUAGACUUUACAAGGUGCUCGGUGAUUUUUUUCUUUUGGCAGGUCGGAUAGAAGACGCAACUAUCUGGUACAUGGAAGCCAUACAGCUUUUCAGAGGCUCGAAUGAUUCCGUGUGGCAUGCAGCAACACUCGAAGGGAUGGCAACGAUUCUUAUCAUCGAGGCCUGGUCUGCUGGACAUGGCUUACAUGAUUCCACAGUCCCUUCGAAGGAACCCUGGGUCGAAGUUUGCGAGAAAUUGACUCAAGCAACAGCUCUGUAUCACAAGUCGUCUACAUCGGAUGGGGAGCAGAUCCACUCACUUUUGACAUACCUGUUCUGCUCCUGUGUUCUUCGUCACUCAUUCCUCCUUUACUCUGUCUGGUCAGCAAAGGGAUGGGGUCCGCCCGCAUUUACCGCAAUGUUGCAACCUGGAACUCGACCAUACUUUCCAGCUACGUUGUCAAGUAUGCACCAUGACGCCUGGGUCGAUUUGGAGCGGUUAAGUUCUAUCUCGGGAGUAUCUCGCUCAUCUAUUUCAGCCACUCUUUCCCAACUGCAUGGUCCAUGGCUUCUACACUUGGGCCCCAGGGAACGGGUGUCCAUUCUUGAGGCUAUGGCUUCCAUAUACUCUUGUUUGGGGUAUAUGCGCAAGGAAGCAUACAUAUUGCGUGAGGUUCUGGGUUGCCUUUUGGACCUCAUGGUGUGCGGACGAGAGGAAGAUGGGUUUUCAGACCCUUCGAGUGUCGCAUCAAGUGCAGGUUUGGGCAUCCAACCUAUGUCUGGGGUUGGGGCUGGUUGGGGUAAUGUUGGCGUCAGGCUUAGUGAAAGCGUGGAUGGGAACGGCAGUAUUCUGCGUCUCCUCGUAUAUGUUUGUCAGGUGCUGGGCAUCGACCUCGAGGCCGUUCAAAUGAUCAACUCGGUUGACAGGGUGGCUUCUUUGGCUAAUGACAAGGAAUCGAUUUUGAAGUAUGAAGAAGAAAUCAUCGAAGGGUUUCAGGAGCCAUACGGAUGGCCUGAGCUGCAAGUGGGUGUUGUUAGAGAGGCUGUUGCAGUCGCAGAAGCACUACCUGGUGAGCAAUGUCACGUAUUCUUGCCUAGGAAUGACAAGAACUCUCUCUCAGACUUUCCUUCCGUUGCGCAGUUUGCGCUCUCUUCCUUGAAAAUUCUACAGUCUGUAUUAUCUCCCGGAGAUCAGUUUCACCUUUAUUCCACGUCUACGCGGGCAUUGAUAACGGCUUCCCGACGAGGAGACGCAAGAUCUGUAGAAUACUGGUCAGGACGACCUGUUAUCAGUAUCGAGCUUGCGCCCCUGCCUUCUGUUCGUCUUCCCAUCGAAAAGCCCUGGUCAGCGAUACAACUCAAAUUUGGCGAUCCAACUCCACUUCUACAAGGUCGCGAUCCCUUUUUGUACAACCCACGCAAGGCAAUGGUGGACAAGGAAAAAUCACUAGUGGUGGAAAACGAACACCUGGACUUUCUGGUCUUGUUGCAAAACCCCUAUAUUUUCGACCUUGAAUUAGAAAAGGUCUCUCUGAGCACGUCCGGGGUGGAAUUUGAUUCGGAAAGCGUUCGUGUCGUCAUUCCAGCGAAUUCUGUCCAUCAGGUAAUAUUGUCGGGCAAGGCGCUCCAAUCUGGGGUUCUCACUAUUCGUGGAUGCAUUGUUCAAGCCCUUGGCGGGGUUUCCAGAGAAUACAUUCUUCCCUUAUACAGCAACGAAGAGGAGCAGAAGCAUCUUCGCAAAAGAGGUCUCCAAGCGUGUGAGGCCGGUCGUGCUAAACAUCCCGGUCUGGCAUCGUUUGCGGGCGACAAGGAACGAAGGCUUAACGUUACACAAGGGAUUAUUGAGCAGUCUACUACACCAUCCUUUCGGUUUUUGGAGUGCAAGGUUGUCCCGGAGCAACCCUUGCUGAGAAUACGUAGGACGUCUGUGACUCAUGGUGCACUGAUGCUAUACGACGGUGAAAGCUCUACGAUUCGGCUAACAAUCGAUAACAUUUCUUCUAUUCCUGUCAACUUCUUGCGUCUCGCGUUUGAAGACUCUACGAUAGCUCACGCGCAACAAAUUCUUGCAGAAGGAAAUCUCUCUGUUUAUGAUACCUACGAGACAGAGCAUGAUCUCAUCAACAGACCUGUGUUCUCAUGGACGUCUGAUGAAUCCAGACCCAUCGCACCAAAUCAGAACCUAACGCUUACUUUGUCGUGUUUUGGCAAAGUCGGGUGUACGCACGGGACGAUACAUAUUUCAUAUGCCCACCUUGCCCAUCAGACCUCGGCUCCUGAGGUUUUCUACCUUCGUCAAGUGUCUUAUCCUCUGACGGUGACGGUUUACCACAUGCUUGAAUGUUGUAACAUGGAAAUUCUUCCCUUCCCGUCGUACGCAGGCACCGCCCAUAAGACUUCUCAUCCAAGGGAGGGUGUGACUAAAGAGCUUGUGGUAGAUCAAAGUUCAGGCUGGUGUCUGUUCUCUAUUGAAGUGCGGAAUACAUAUGGAUUGCCAUUUGAUGUCAAGUUUGAAAGGAUACGAGAUGGAGUAACAGUAACAUCAAUCUUUGCGACCAUUCCCCCAGGAUCUAUGUCAAGGCUUGCGAUACCUCUCAACAAAAUUGUGCUCAGUGAAGAACAACUUUCACGUCCAAUACCUACCCUAUCGGAUAGGCAGUUCGUCGUCACAAAAACCAGCCUUUCUGAAGCAGAAGCUAGAACGCAGCGAGAGCUUUUCUGGUACCGAGAAGAACUAUUUAAAUCUGUAUGUGGUCAUUGGCAAGAGACGGGAGGAGUAAGAACGGGGGAGCUUUCUCUUCGGGGUCAGCGAUUGACUCUACCAAUGCUCAAGGAGCUUCGCCUGGAAACGGUCGAAGUGACGGUGGGGUUAGCGAUGUGCGAAGACGAAGGUUCUUCGCUUCAGCAGAGUGGUACAAAGUACUCCCUGAAAUCGAGCGAAUUCAUUCAUCUUUGCACACGUAUUACAAAUCUGUCAGGUGGGAUGAGUCGUUUACUUCAGAGAUUUUGCGUCUUCUAA
Messenger RNA from Laccaria bicolor S238N-H82, 3606 nucleotides. RefSeq names its product transport protein particle complex subunit. Gene Ontology annotation, cellular component: trans-Golgi network. The coding region runs from base 1 to 3606 and encodes 1201 amino acids. NCBI's taxonomy places the organism in Eukaryota, Fungi, Basidiomycota, Agaricomycetes, Agaricales, Hydnangiaceae. The record is from RefSeq and is a predicted model, not a curated record. The transcript is spliced from 12 exons.